AAAAGGUACAGAGUCCAGGGAAAGACUUGCCUGUAACUUUCUGAAUUCUUGGAUUUUUUUUUGGGGGGGGAUUUUUUUUUUUUUUUUUUUGCCUUUUCAUAACUUUCACUGCGGGUCACUGUGGCCCGAUGCGUCCUUCCCCAAGGCCACAACGUUUGACGGGCCGCACUCUCAUCUCACGCUCAAUGAUUUCUGCUUUGAGCCAAAGGACCGCCUAUAAUUCCAUCAAGAAUGUCUUCUAAUUCGGAUCCUGGGGAUUUACAAGGCUCUCUGAAGCAUGGACUCCCACCUGUCGUGUCUCAGUUUAAGAUGGUGAAUUACUCCUACGAUGAAGACCUGGAGGAGCUGUGUCCCGUGUGCGGAGAUAAAGUGUCUGGGUACCACUAUGGGCUCCUCACCUGUGAGAGCUGCAAGGGAUUUUUCAAGCGAACGGUCCAAAACAAUAAAAGGUACACGUGCAUAGAAAACCAGAACUGUCAAAUUGACAAAACCCAGAGAAAGCGUUGUCCUUACUGUCGGUUUCAAAAAUGUCUAAGUGUUGGAAUGAAGCUGGAAGCGGUGAGGGCCGACCGAAUGCGCGGAGGAAGGAAUAAAUUUGGGCCCAUGUACAAGAGAGACCGGGCCUUGAAACAGCAGAAGAAAGCUCUCAUCCGAGCCAAUGGACUGAAGCUGGAGGCCAUGUCUCAGGUGAUCCAGGCCAUGCCGUCCGAGCUGAGCAUCUCCUCCGCCAUCCAGAACAUCCACUCUGCCUCCAAAGGCCUACCUCUGAACCACGCUGCCUUGCCUCCCACAGACUACGACCGCAGCCCCUUUGUCACGUCCCCCAUCAGCAUGGCGAUGCCCCCUCACGGCAGCCUGCAAGGUUACCAGACCUACGGUCACUUCCCCAGCCGGGCCAUCAAGUCCGAGUACCCCGACCCCUACACCAGCUCGCCCGAGUCCAUUCUGGGCUAUCCCUACGUGGACAGUUACCAGACAAGCUCCCCGGCCAGCAUCCCACACCUGAUCCUGGAACUUUUGAAGUGCGAGCCGGACGAGCCCCAGGUCCAAGCCAAAAUCAUGGCCUACCUGCAGCAAGAACAGGCGAACCGGAGCAAGCACGAGAAGCUGAGCACCUUCGCCCUGAUGUGCAAGAUGGCAGACCAGACCCUGUUCUCCAUCGUGGAGUGGGCCAGGAGCAGCGUCUUCUUCCGCGAGCUUAAGGUGGACGACCAGAUGAAGCUGCUGCAGAACUGCUGGAGCGAGCUCCUGAUUCUCGACCACAUUUACCGGCAGGUGGUCCACGGGAAGGAGGGCUGCAUCUCGCUGGUCACCGGGCAGCAAGUGGACUACUCCGUGAUCGCGUCGCAGGCCGGGGCCACGCUGAACAACCUCAUGAGCCACGCCCAGGAGUUGGUGGCAAAGCUGCGCUCCCUCCAGUUUGACCAGCGGGAGUUCGUGUGUCUGAAGUUCUUGGUGCUCUUUAGUUUAGAUGUGAAAAACCUCGAGAACUUCCAGCUGGUGGAAGGGGUCCAGGAGCAAGUCCACGCGGCCCUGCUGGACUACACCAUGUGUAACUACCCGCAGCAGGCGGAGAAGUUUGGGCAGCUGCUGCUGCGGCUCCCGGAGAUUCGGGCCAUCAGCAUGCAGGCCGAGGAAUACCUCUACUACAAGCACCUCAACGGGGACGUGCCCUACAACAACCUCCUCAUCGAGAUGCUGCACGCCAAGCGCGCCUGA
Messenger RNA from Miniopterus natalensis, 1719 nucleotides. The record is from RefSeq and is a predicted model, not a curated record. Lineage: Eukaryota; Metazoa; Chordata; Mammalia; Chiroptera; Miniopteridae.